AUGGGAGCUUCUUUCGGACCCCCAGACACUGUUGUUGAAAUGGGAAAAUUUGUUCACGACUGCGAAAACGAGAUGUUCUGCGAAUCGAUAAACACCAAGAUUCCCUACUUCAAUGCGCCAAUCUACCUGGAGAACAAGACGCCCAUUGGAAAAGUUGACGAGAUCAUGGGCCCGCUGAACCAGGUCUACUUCACCAUCAAGCCGCAAGAGGGCAUACAAGCAAAGUCAUUCAAGGCUGGCGACAAGUUCUACAUUGGAGGCGACAAGCUGCUCCCUCUUGACAGGUAA
Bipolaris zeicola 26-R-13 is the source of this 288-nucleotide messenger RNA. RefSeq lists its product as uncharacterized. Lineage: Eukaryota; Fungi; Ascomycota; Dothideomycetes; Pleosporales; Pleosporaceae. Gene Ontology annotation, cellular component: box H/ACA snoRNP complex. The transcript is spliced from 3 exons. The coding region runs from base 1 to 288 and encodes 95 amino acids. Gene Ontology annotation, molecular function: box H/ACA snoRNA binding. The record is from RefSeq and is a predicted model, not a curated record. Gene Ontology annotation, biological process: ribosome biogenesis; snoRNA guided rRNA pseudouridine synthesis.